CAGUCACGGCGCGCGCGUGCACGUAAGGAGCGCGAGCUUGGAAGGCUGCGAGUGGAACCGUUACAGCGGCUCAACAGCGAACUUGCGUUAGCAUGUGUUGUUAGUUUUCCGCAGAAAAUCUGGACAAAUGGCCACUCGCAAACAAAGAGGGAUCCCUCUGAGCUCGCUCAAUCCUAAAUUUCUUCACACCAAUUCCACCAGCCAUACCUGGCCCUUCGGCGCCAUUGCGGAGCUUGUUGACAACGCUUACGACCCAGAUGUCCGUGCCAAACAGUUCUGGAUAGACUGGACGCGCAUCAAAGGGCUGGACUGCCUUUCAUUCAUGGAUAAUGGGGCAGGCAUGAACAGAGCCAAACUGCAUAAGAUGCUUAGCUUUGGCUUCAGUGACAAGAAAGCUGUGAGAGACCAUGUUCCAGUAGGCGUUUACGGUAAUGGCUUUAAAUCAGGUUCCAUGCGUCUGGGGAAGGAUGCCAUCGUCUUCACCAAGACCAGAAACAGCAUGAGUAUAGGUCUGUUGUCCCAGUCUUACCUGCAGGCCAUGAAAGCCCAACAGAUCAUGGUGCCCAUGGUCACCUUCAGACGGGAUGAACAAAACCAAAUGGAAGAUGCAGCCAGUUUGGAUGCCAUCCUCGCAUAUUCCCUGUUCAGCACAGAGAAAGAGCUUUUCUCCGAGUUGCGUGCUAUCGGUGCUGUUGGACCCACCGGCACACGCAUCAUUAUCUGGAAUCUGCGAACGACAACAAGUGGCGAAACAGAAUUUGAUUUUGACACAGAUAAAUAUGACAUUCAAAUCCGAGCAAACGCUAGUGAGAAGACCAGUGAGAGCCGGGUCACAAUGCCGGAGAGCAGAUAUUCACUAAGAGCAUACUGUAGCAUUCUGUACCUGAAGCCACGUAUGCAGAUUAACAUUAGAGGACAGAGAGUGAAAACCCAGCUCAUCUCCAAGAGUCUGGCUCACAUUGCCAAUGACAAUUACAGACCUUCAUUCCUAACCAAACGCAUUCGCAUCACCUUCGGGUUCAACACUAAAAGCAGGGAGCAUCAUGGAAUCAUGAUGUAUCACAAAAACAGACUCAUCAAAGCUUAUGAAAGAGUUAGCUGCCAACGCAAGGCAGAGAGAAAGGGUGUUGGAGUCAUUGGUGUGAUUGAAUGUAAUUUCCUCCAGCCAACGCAUAAUAAACAGGACUUUGAUGACACAGAUAAAUACAGAAAAACUAUGCAUAACCUCAGUAUCAAACUGGAAGAGUACUGGAACGAGAUCCGCUACAAACGCAAAAAGGAGGAUCCAAAAUGUACUGUUCCAAUAGAGGACACAGUGAAAGUUCCGGAUCAGGUCUGGGUCCAGUGCGACAGCUGCCUGAAGUGGAGAAGACUUCCAGAUGGCUUUGACUGCAGCCGUCUGCCCGAGAAAUGGUUCUGCAGCAUGAACCAUGACCCGCAAUUCAGGAGCUGUAUGGUGGAAGAGGAACUGGAGGAUCAAGAAGAAGAGCAGAGGUCAUACCCCAAACCCUUCAAACGCCAGAAAAGGAAUAGUAAAAGUCUACAGGAGGAGAAUGUGCCAGAGGGAUUAGAGACUUCAAGCCCGAUAUCUCCUCUGCCAGCCAGACAGCCAAAGAAUACUGUGCUCUGCCAACAAAGUCACUGUGGUCGGUCCACUAAUAGUGGGAACAGCCUCAGUGCUCUCUCACCUACUACUAAUGCUUGCUUAGAAACCAGUUCAUCUCUAGCGCAGAGAUCACCACUGCCACUGAUUAAUCUCACUGCCCUCUCUGAUGCACUAAAAAGGAUGAAACGGAAAUGCUCUUCAAGUGGAGAAAUACCCACAGCAGAGGGCAUCAUGUCUUGUGCACUUUUACCUAACACCCCACCACAAGGGGCUGGCACCUCAAUUCAUGGAAAUUUCAGUCCUGUAAUUAAAAAAGAGGAGAACGAGUUGAAGAAAGUGAAAGGUAGAGAGAGAAACAGGAAUUCAGAUGAACAAAUGAGCAAAAUGGAGAGCCAAAUUAUAGAGAGAUUUGAGGCCUAUCAGGAGCCUGUUGAGGAGGAUGAAGAGGAGUGGCAUGACAACGAGGAAUCAACCACCACAGAAACAGGUUACCAUUCAACUCCAGAGGACAUAACAGAAUCAGAUUGUAAACAGGAUGGGGAAGCUGAGGCAUGCAGUGCUGAAGAGGAGCUGUGGAGUCUGCAGCAUCAGCAGGAUGAGCUGAUGGAGAUGAUGAGGGAGGCCGUGGAGGAGAGGGACGCAUGCAGGGAGGAGCUGGAGGUACUCCGGGACCACUGUGCCGCCCUGGAGGAUGAGAGGAGUCAGCUUCUGAGCAGGCUAGAGGAGGAGAAGGAAGAGAAAGCUAGCUUCUCAACCCUGUGUGACCAGCUGAAGUGUGAACUGGAGAAGCUGAAAAAAGAGACGGAUAGAGGAGGGAGAGAAGACAUUGCUGUUGGAGAAGAGAGACGCAAGCUGAAGAGUCUGCGAUUCAAGGUGGGCCACCUGCUGGUCUCCUUCAUUCCUGCUCUCGACCUGCAGCAGGUGGACUUCAAUAGUGAGGUCAUUGACAAGCUCCUCGACCAGGUCUUAGAGGAGGUCCGUUUAACGCAACUUAAAGCUGCAUAGCAUCACAUUUGAGCCAUUAUUUCUUUAUGAUUAGAUGCGAAAUAGCCUUGUUACAUUGUUCUGGCAGCCUGAGAUCAGCAGUAUAUAUAAGGCAUUUAAGAUUGUGACUCUUCCUGGGCUCAUGUAAUUAUUGUAACAGACUAUAAAUGUUUGAGUUUUCACUGCGCGUUAUUUGGUAAAAAUUAAACAAAAGUAUUAUUGCAAUGUAACUGCUUUAUAUUAUAAAAAGAUGUUUCUUUUACAUUGUGUUAAGUCAUAUCAUGUAGGUAAAUGUUUUAUUGCUUAUUUUUCUGAUUUGUAAAAUGUAAAUGACAAAAAUAAAGAUGUAAUUUUUCAUAUACCUCAAGCUGAGCUACGUAAUGAAAAACAAAAUGUCAGAUGGUUACAGGUAAUUACAAAGCCUCUGCUAAGCUUUUGUGUUGGACUUCAUGUCAUAUUCUGCCAGCCCUUUGAAGAACCUCUUUCAAAAUACCCAGUACGAGAUGAAUCCACUGAACAUGUUACUAUGGUUACCUGUUAGAGACAUUUAACAUUUUAUUAUCAUCCAUUCAGACAUGAUAUUCAGG
Colossoma macropomum (tambaqui) is the source of this 3177-nucleotide messenger RNA. It is a transcript of the gene morc3b, whose product is annotated as MORC family CW-type zinc finger 3b. The record is from RefSeq and is a predicted model, not a curated record. Gene Ontology annotation, cellular component: PML body; nucleus. NCBI's taxonomy places the organism in Eukaryota, Metazoa, Chordata, Actinopteri, Characiformes, Serrasalmidae. Gene Ontology annotation, molecular function: ATP hydrolysis activity; zinc ion binding. The coding region runs from base 128 to 2611 and encodes 827 amino acids. The transcript has 17 exons.